Messenger RNA from Pristis pectinata (smalltooth sawfish), 791 nucleotides. RefSeq lists its product as uncharacterized. Gene Ontology annotation, molecular function: protein binding. The record is from RefSeq and is a predicted model, not a curated record. The transcript has 3 exons. Lineage: Eukaryota; Metazoa; Chordata; Chondrichthyes; Rhinopristiformes; Pristidae. The coding region runs from base 174 to 791 and encodes 205 amino acids.
CUGGGAUUAGCUUCACCGGAAGGGCGAUAGCUGUUCAAAGUGGUAUCUCUCUACUACUAUCUAAUGGGCAAUAUGUGCUAGCCUUAUCUAUGAAAGUAUGUGAUUGAGAUCAAACCUCCUAUCCUGACGUGGCCUUAUUCAGCGGUGGGAGAUGCCAGCUCGGAAUCACCGUGAUGUCUGAACAACAGCUGCCCGACCGACUCUGCACUGACGGUGACCGGCACCUGGCGGGCGGCAAUCCAACCAAAGCCGCCGCCUGUUACAGCGCGGCUUUCAGUCGGGAUGCCGAGGCGGCAGUCCGCCACGUACAGUCUCUGGGGGACGUCGGCCUGGCCAGCAUCGUGGCCGUCCUGGAGGGCUGGUGCGCCGGCCACACGUGGGUGCCGCUCCAGGUUGGGGUCGAGCCGGCUGGCGAGGCUCCCGUGAGCGCCGGGAUGGCCGCCGGCUUCCUCUUGCUGUUGGACCCCAGUAACCUGAUAGCCUCGGUGCUGAGAGUGGACACGCUGCUAAGGAGCGGGCAGCACGACGAGGCUGUGAGCCGCUGCAACGCCCUGCUCAACGCGCACCCGAAGCACGCGUUGGGCCUGCUGCUAACCCGGGCCCUGGCCUGGGUCCUGUCCGACAGGCACUCGGGCAACGGCGUGGUGGACUACCUGCAGGCCUUCGCCAAGCGCCGGGAAGAAACCGUGGCGUUCGUGACCACCAGGCAGACGGCCGACCUGCCACGCAUCGUCGACGCCUUCAACCACUACGUGUCUCAGCACCAAAAGAGCGCCCGUGGCGGCCUCUGA